AGACAACCCGCCACUGCUACCCCAUGCCAGCACCCAUCUACCUCUUACCCCCCUUCUUGCUCUGCACCCACCGCCCACUGCGCCAGCAAGCACCCCCACCGCUGGCCAAGCGCUAGUAGCCCGGCAGUCUUGGUGGAAACUCAAUCAGGACAAGCUGGACCGUGUAUACGACUUUAUGGCCAUGGAGUUGGAGGCUCGACAGGAGGCAUUACGCGAAAAGGAAAGACAGCUUAAGGACGAGGAGGAAAAAAGGAAGAUCAAAGAGGCCGAAGACAAGGCGAUUAAGAAGGCUAAGGCGAGGCAGGAAUUCGAAGAACGGAUCAGCAAUAUCAUCAGGUCCAAGAUCAACGACGCCUGUGAGCUCUUCCUCGGACGUGCGGACCAGGCUAAAGCAGCCAUGGCGGGUGCAGAUGGUCGACGACGGAUGGAUUUAGAAAAUCCAGGAAUCCGACAGAUCGACAUUGAGAAGGAACGAAUGGACAGACAGAUCGAGUUGCUGCGGCAGGAAUACGAGUGCAUCAAUAAGAAGAUGGACGAAAUAGGGAAGGCGAAGGUGAUCGGCGUAGGCACACCUACCUCCCAAGACUUCGAGAAACUGCUCAAAGCAUAUAACACCGUGAAGGAAGGGAAGCGGAUUGCCGAUUUGGAAGUCCUAGCUCUCAGGGACAGAUUUGAAAAGGCAGUAGCCAAGCUCGUGAGGCAGGGCCGUACGCCACGUGCAAACCUCACGAGAAGAAUGUAUGAGGCCACAGACGAUGAAGAACAAGAAAUUCUCCCAAGGCGCGAGGAAGGGCUUGACGAUUUGACCAUCAGGCCAUCACCGCCAAAGAGUACGUCUGAGCGGCUGGCGACGAAGGCUGCAAUAGUGGAGAGAGCGGAGUUCCUCAAGGAGACGAAGAAGUACUUGAAGAGGUUGCGGAAGCAUGGGCUCCAGGUCCUGUGUGGUAAGGAAGGGAUCACGUUCGUGACCUGUGAGCAAGCCAUCAACAACAUUGCUGAACUUCGGACUGCGACAACUUUCGAUGAGCGAGAAUCCGGACGGAAGGUGGUACCAGACUCCGAGGCUGAGGAUGGCAGAGAGGAAGAACGUGAUGGGACGGACGGACAAGAGACGCAACCAGUCAACAUUGACGAUGAGGAUCGUAUAGCAGAUGAUUAGAGGUGCGGCCCAAGCGUGCGAGCAGUAUGGAGACUGAUGCAACUAUGUCUCUCACUCCGACAGGGGAAGAUAGGAUUACUGAACUCCGAUCUC
This is a messenger RNA of Chara braunii, 1252 nucleotides long. The record is from the annotation of a GenBank genome assembly. NCBI's taxonomy places the organism in Eukaryota, Viridiplantae, Streptophyta, Charophyceae, Charales, Characeae.